Molecule: messenger RNA, 2158 nt
Organism: Pimephales promelas (fathead minnow)
Lineage: Eukaryota; Metazoa; Chordata; Actinopteri; Cypriniformes; Leuciscidae
Gene: afg1la
Product: AFG1 like ATPase a
Cellular component (GO): cytoplasm; mitochondrion
Molecular function (GO): ATP hydrolysis activity; ATP binding
Source: RefSeq, a predicted model, not a curated record
AUGGCAGCCGGUGAAGCGUCCUUGGUGGCGCUUGGACUCCACUUCUGUAGGAAAAACAAGCUUCUGUCGAAGUCAACCUUGCCUAGUAUUAUCAGCUGUAUUAGAAGAGGUCUUGCCACAAGUGUGCUGUCUCAGACUGUUGAAGAGCCCAGCGCCACGACCUCUCCAAGCAGCAGUUUUGGCGGACCCUUGGAGCAUUACAACAGUCUGAUUCGAGAUGGACAGUUACGAGAAGAUCUGCAGCAAAGGGCUGUUAUGGAAAAACUUGAACAGAUGCAAAAGAAUCUUCGAGGGUACAGCAAUGACCGCUCAUCGUUUUUUUCAAAGUUCAUCUCCCAGAGAAAGCCACCAAAAGGGUAUUACAUAUAUGGAGACGUUGGAACAGGAAAAACUAUGGUUAUGGACAUGUUUUAUAAUUAUGUAGAGACAGAGAAGAAAAAAAGGGUCCAUUUUCAUGGAUUUAUGUUGGAUGUACAUAAACGAAUCCAUCGGCUCAAGCAAAGUUUACCCAAAAGAAAAGCUGGGAAAAUGGCAAAGGCGUACGAUCCUAUUGCUCCGGUUGCAGAAGAAAUCAGUGAGGAAGCCUGCCUUCUGUGUUUUGACGAGUUUCAGGUCACUGACAUCGCAGACGCCAUGAUCCUUAAGCAGCUCUUUGAGAACCUCUUCCUUAAAGGGGUGGUUGUUGUCGCCACGUCCAACCGGCCUCCUGAUGAUCUGUACAAAAACGGAUUGCAGAGGGUGAACUUUGUGCCAUUCAUCGCUGUGCUAAAGGAGUAUUGCCAAACACUACGCUUGGAUUCUGGAAUAGAUUAUCGGAGAAGAAAUUGCCCUGCAGCCGGGAAACUCGUCUACCUUUCCAGUGAACCCAAUGUUGAUGCAACACUCGACAAGCUGUUUGAUGACAUGGCCUUUAAACAGAAUGACAUUACCCGACCCAGAUCUCUAAAGGUAAAUGGAAGGAUACUGACGCUUGACAAAGCAUGUGGGACCAUAGCAGACUGCACCUUUGAGGAGCUGUGUAACCGGCCCAUAGGAGCCAGUGACUACCUGGAGAUGUGUGCUGUGUUUGACACAAUUUUUAUCCGAAACAUUCCUCUGCUUACUUUGAACAAGAAGACGCAGGCCAGACGCUUCAUUACUCUCAUUGACACACUAUAUGAGCACAAGGUUCGUGUGGUGCUUCUAGCAGAAGCUCCAUUAGAUGAGCUGUUUGUUUGGGAACAUCACGACGAUCAUGAUCAUCAUGACACUCAUGUUUUAUUGGAUGAUCUGGGCAUUACAAGGGAUUCAGGCAGCUCUCUGGCGAUCUUCACAGGAGAGGAGGAGGUGUUCGCCUUCCAGAGGACGGUCUCUCGACUCACUGAGAUGCAAACAGAGGAGUACUGGGUUGCAGGAGAGCGCAGCUCUAAGUAGCUUUUAUCAUUACUAACUCCAUAUACAGCUGACAUCUCAACUAUCAUAAGACUCAGCCUCUCGUGAGGUCUUGGGUUCAGCUCCAUUUUGAUUUGGUGAGGACUGUAUUUUAAUCAGAACUGUAUGGUAUAAUGCUGCACUUUAUAAACGCACAUGCAAAAAUGAACGUGACACUUGAAAGAUAGGCAGGUUUUUUUUGGAGGAGUCCGGAUGCAAAUCUGCCAAAGAUGUGUUUAAAAUCAGCCUGCCUUUCUGGUUUAUAAAAUGUUUUAUUGAGAGGUUAUUGAUAUGCUACGUAUUUAAGAUAAAAUUAUUUGAAGUUUAAUUGAUGUCUUUUUUAAAGCUUUCUAUAGUGCUUCUGUUGCAGGUGCUUUAUUCAUUAUUGUUUGCAUUAAUAAGAGACUAUUAGUCUAUUUAGGUCUAAGGAAGGAGACAUGGUAACUUUGCAGAGCCGAGAGAUUCAUUUAUUCAUUGGUGAUACUUGCUAAGUAAAGCUCAUACUUAGAAUUAUGGAUUUAAACAAACCCCAAAUUCGAAGUAUUACUUUUUGGUGUUUAUACCUGAAGCACACAUCGUGCAUGAAUGAUGCCUCAAAUUGUGUGGCUUGAUAAGAAGUGUGCUAUUACUAUCUUUUGUGAUCACUCAUGCCUACUACAGACAGUGUGAUUUCAUUACAAAUCACACUGUACAACAUGGAUCUAAUAAAUAAACUUGGGUACAUAUCGUACCCUGUAUGUAGACUGUA